This is a messenger RNA of Spirometra erinaceieuropaei, 1258 nucleotides long. Lineage: Eukaryota; Metazoa; Platyhelminthes; Cestoda; Diphyllobothriidea; Diphyllobothriidae. The record is from the annotation of a GenBank genome assembly.
AUGGGACGACUGCCCUGUCAACCGCAGGGAAUCAACGAUCGCCUAAAGGGCCUCCGUCUGCCUAUCCAGGGAAGCGAAUUCGCCGCCAUCGUCAGUGUCUACGCUUCCCCCGAUGACUAGCCCUGACGAGGCAAGGAGCAAAUUCCACGAGGAUCUGCACGCCUCCUGGUGACUUUGCCGAAGGCGGAUAAGUUGAGUGACUUCAACUUCCGCGUCGGCACAGACAAUGCUGCCUGGAGAGGAGUGCUCGGUCUCCAUGGUCUCGAUGGCUUCAAUGACAAUGGCCUGCUCAUUCCACGAACCUGCGAGGAACACCGGCUCAUCGUGACCGACACCUACUUCCGCCUCCCGACGCAGAAGAAGGCGAUCUGGACUGCGGCGCUGGCAGCUGUUGGACUAUCUUCUCGUUCGGUGGUGAUAUCGACAGGAUAUGAUGGUUACCAAGGUUAUCUGCGAGGCCCUUGGCUGGACGGACCACCACUGCCUCAUCUCCAGGAUGAAGCUUCGUCCGCUGGUCCUCAGGAGGAGGCAAGGUAAUCGACCCCCGGGUAAGCUGAAUAAUGCUUUUUUGUCUUUGUCUGCUCACAAUUAGCCUUCCAGCAGUUAACUGACCCAAUAGCUAGAAGACCUGUCAGAAGCAGUUGAUAACGCCUCCGUGGAGACCCGAUGCUGCCGACUACGGGGCGUUGUGCAUUCGAACGCCCUAGCUGUCCUCGGCCGUGCACGUCGCCAGCACCAGGACUGGUUUGACGAAAACGGCGCCGCCAUCAGUAACCUGCUGACCGGGAAGAGGGGGCCACACGGAGGUUACCUCAACCUCCCGACCGUUGCGAACAAAGCAGCCUUCUAUCAAAGUCGCCGCCCAGCGCAUCAACGGUUGCGAUAAAUGCAGAAUUCAUGGAUGGCUUGCAAGGCCGAGGAAACCCAAGCAUACGCUGACCCCCUCCCUCCGACUUACAAAUUUUUUCGCUGCACUCAAGGCGAUCUACGGCACCCAACCAAAGGAAAUUCACCGCUUCUCAGCUCCGAUAGAUCAACGCUUCUGACGGAAAAGUCGCAGAUUCUGAAGCUUUGGGUCGAGCACUUCAGAAACGUCCCCAACCGCCCUUUCACAAUCUCCAACGUCUCCUUCGACCGGCUCCCCCAAGUGGAAACCAACGUCGAUCUACAUCUCCCGCCCUCCCACCCAGAAACCAUCCGCGCCGUACAACAACUCUCCAGCUGUAAAGCACUAGGCUCCGGUGCAAUGGCCAACUGA